CGGAUAUCCGUCGAGUGACCCUUACAAGUCCUUCUUGAUCCUGAAGUGGAGUAGGUGCCGCUGUUGCCGCUGGUGUUGAAUUCAGAACCGUACCGGGACAUGGGGCUGGAGGACGAGCGAAAGAUGUUGACCGGGUCCGGAGAUCCCAAGGAGGAGGAAGAGGAGGAGGAGGAAUUAGUGGAUCCCCUAACAACAGUGAGAGAGCAAUGCGAGCAGCUGGAGAAAUGUGUAAAGGCUCGGGAGCGGCUAGAGCUCUGUGACCAGCGUGUAUCCUCCAGGUCACAGACAGAGGAGGAUUGCACGGAGGAGCUCUUUGACUUCCUGCAUGCAAGGGACCACUGCGUGGCCCACAAACUCUUUAACAGCUUGAAAUAAAUGUGCGUACUUCACCCCAGCCUUCAUCACCUGGGCAUCAGGAUAUUUUGUGGUUUUGACCAUGCCAUUUGUUUCUUAUCUGUGUUAACUGUACAUUCAUGUGAACCUCAUGGAUUUUGGCUUAGGCAAGUACCUUCUAUGUAAUUAGCAGUGAUUCCUCUUAAUAAAGUCCAGUAAUCUGCAGAC
Ailuropoda melanoleuca (giant panda) is the source of this 561-nucleotide messenger RNA. It is a transcript of the gene UQCRH, whose product is annotated as ubiquinol-cytochrome c reductase hinge protein. Lineage: Eukaryota; Metazoa; Chordata; Mammalia; Carnivora; Ursidae. Gene Ontology annotation, biological process: mitochondrial electron transport, ubiquinol to cytochrome c. Bases 100 to 375 code for a protein of 91 amino acids. Gene Ontology annotation, cellular component: respiratory chain complex III. The record is from RefSeq and is a predicted model, not a curated record. The transcript has 4 exons.